AUGAGCCACAACCUCUUUAAUUUAAGGCUUUACUCAACUGUUUAUUUCAGGAAGACAAUGGCCACACCUGCUCCUCCAGUGUCAUUUUCCUCUACUAAAGAGACCACCAAUUAUGCAAGACUUUGUCGUCUUCUGGUUGAUGUGGGAUCUUGUGUGCUACGGGACACAUUUGACAGGAUUAAUCCCCCAAGCGACCUUCACAAACACUUGGCGACACAUCACACCAAACUUCAGCAACUUCAAAAGAAAAAAGUCUUAAAUCCAACACAAUGGGGAAAGUUAUACCCAGCAAUACCUACCUCAGUAUCAUCAAAAAACUUUGACAUAACUCUUCUGACAGUCCUACUGAGGAACAUUUGUAGCCUAGGACCACCAGCCACUGGAUGGGAUGCACUUCCCCCUGUCAUAGAUAUGAGCACAGAGGCCGACAUUGCUCGAGUGAAAUACUUUAGAAAUACAGUGUAUGGCCAUGCUGAGAAGGCUUCUGUGGAUGAUACUACAUUCAAUGUGUAUUGGCAGGACAUCAAGGAUACUUUAGUGAGACUUGGAGGACCUGCAUAUGGAGUGGCAAUUGAUAAUCUUAAAAAUGAGUGCAUGGACCCUGUAUUUGAGGAACACUACAGAGAACUUCUAAAGGAGUGGAAAAGAGAUGAUGAUAACACCAAAGACAAACUGGACGAAAUUGAUCAGAAACUUGAAGAACUGAUAUUGAAAGCUUCAACAAGCACACCAUUGCCAAAAGGUAGAUUUUAAAUUUACUAAUUAAGAGUGGUGAGGAUGGAAGGAGAGGGAGAAACAAAUUAUAAUAGAGAAGGGGAGGAAAACAGAGGUGGACCUAAUUAGGACAGAAGAAACUAAGAAAAAUCUCCCAAUCUUGUCAUUCAAUCGUAUUUUCCAUUUCAUCUUUCAUUUUCCUCUUCAUUUCACUUUUUUAUUCCUGUUUUUGUUUCCUUUCAGUUUUUUCCUUUUUUCCUCUUUCCCUUGAUUUAUUCAUAUUUUCUUCACCUUCCCAUUUGAAGUACAAAAAGGAGAAAAUUAAGCAAAUCAAACACAAUUCCAAGUUUUUUUAAAUUUAAUAUUCAAUACCAUUAUGAAAGCAAAAUUAAUCCUUUAUUACCUAAUUUACCUUAAUUUAAUUUCAGAUGUUGAAGAGCCAACUAAACUUAUAGAAAGGAUUCGCCAACUUUACCAGAUACGGGAAGGAAGAAUUUCACCAUUUCCUUGGUGUGAGUUCUUCAACUUUGACAUUAAUGAGAUAUUUACCAUGCCAACCAUUGUCAGGCAAGACAAAACUAGAAGAAGAGCUGUAGAACAGGUAACCAGCAUAACUGGAGUCUUUAAACCUCACAGUGGAUGCUCCAAGCCUAGAACUGUCCUGAUUGAGGGAGAACCUGGAAUGGGCAAAACAACCUACUGUCAAAAGGUAGUGUAUGACUGGGCUGAUGGUAAAGAAACAGAUGCUUCUUUCCCAAAAAUUAAAUUGGUUCUCCUGCUCAAAUGUCAUGACAUGUCGGGCAACAUCUGGGAAGCCAUUGAUGAUCAGUUGCUUCCUCAAGAUAUUGAAGAGGAAGAAAGAGAGAACUUCUUCAAGUACAUUCGUGCCAAUCAGUCCCAGGUUCUGCUGGUUUGUGAUGGAUUGGAUGAAGCACCUACCAAUGUUGUGGAACUGUUUUCCCGCCUUGUUGAGAGCAGAGAACUCUCAAAGUGUCAUAUAAUUCUUACAUCCAGGCAAGAGGGGAGUGUUAAGAUUAGUAAGUUUUGUGACACCUUGCUUCAAAUGGAAGGAUUUGUUUCAGAUAAUUCUCACAAUUACAUCAUGCAUUACUUCAAAGACUUGGAGGCACAGGGACAAAACCUUCUGAAGGACAUAGAACAAAAUAUUGAACUUAGAGAACUGAUUGUCAAUCCCUUAUUCACAGCAUUGCUUUGUCUUGUUUAUGAAGAUUUAAAAAGUGGUCUGCCUCUAAGCAAGACUCAGUUGUAUCUUGAAAUCACAGAAUGCAUUCUUAAGAGAUUUUGCCAAAAACAAGGAUUGUCUCACAAUAAUGACGACCUAACUGAAGUUUUCAAGGAAGAGCUGGAACAAUUGGGAAGUAUAGCCUUGAAGGCCUUGAAGAAAGAUAAAAUGCAUAUUGAAGACAGUGAAUUUCCAGGAACAACAGGAAAAUCACCUCUAUUUGAAUUUUUAUCAGUUCAGUCUAACAGCAGCAAAAGAAGAUCCCAUACAUGCUACCGAUUUUCACACAAGAGUUUUCAAGAAUUCUUUGCAGGUCUUUAUCUCUCUAACCAAAUUUUGAAAAGGGAAACAGACUUUGAGACUCUGCUUGCAAGUGAAAGACAAAACUUAAAGUUUCUUGAACCAGUCAUUUUGUUCACUGUUGGUAUUCUUGGCCAUAAAAGAGAAAAUGGAGCCUUGUCUCUUUUACAUAUCAUUAUCAAGAAAGCCAAUCUUUUCAAAAACUUAAAGUUUCACAAUUUUUAUUUGUGCUUUGCUUUAAAUUGCAUUGGUGAAUGCUCCACAGAAAAUUCAGGACUUCGAUCCCAGAUGAUAAAUUUGCUAGGAACAAACCUAGAACUUCAAGAGAUGAUGAUAUCUGACAACAGUUUUCCCAUUAAGUUGUUUCUUGAGGCCCUUCAAGUUAACAGCACACUUACUCAUUUAUUCAUCAUGGUUCCAGUGAUGGGAGACCAGUCUAUUGUGUCCUUGGCAAAUAUGCUUCAAGUCAAUAAAACUCUGACUACAGUUAGAAUUGAUGCAGAAGGUUUUUUCAGUGCACAUACUGUGCAACAACUGGCUGAUUCUCUAAUGGUUAACAAAACAUUAAAUUGCUUGAUGUUUAUGGGAAAUGCAUGGGGCAAUGAUGCAGUCAGGAUCUUGGCAGGUUAUAUGAAGAGGAGUGAAAGCUUGAGUUCCUUAGAUCUUAAUUAUUGUGGUGACAUUGGUGAUGCAGGAGCCACAGCACUUGCAGAGGUUUUAAGGACCAGCACCACUUUAAACAGUUUGGGCCUUUCUAAUAACCCAGGUAUUGGUAAUCCCAGUGUUACGUCACUGUGUGAGGCUCUGAAAGUCAACACAACUCUUAGUUCAUUAAAUUUGUCUGGAACUGGUAUUAGUGAUGCUGGUGUUCUUUCUCUUGUGGAAGUUCUCAAAACCAAUGCCAGCAGCCUAACCUCAUUGUUCCUAUCAGAUAUCAAAAUAAGUCAUCAAAGUAUAAAGUCUAUUGCAGAAAUCUUGAGAGUCAACUCUACUUUGAAAAACCUUAAAUUUGAAGGAAAUAAGGUUGGUGUUGGUGGAACAAAGUUGAUAGCUGAAAGCCUUAAAGCCAAUACAACCCUGAAACUUCUCAGUCUCUCAAGGAACAACAUCAAAGCUAAAUGUGGCCAUUUAUUUUCUGAUUCCCUCAAAGUUAAUGGGACACUGGAAUCUCUGACUUUGGCAAAUAAUGCCCUUUGUUCUCGUGGUGCUCAACUUCUAUCAGAUGGGCUCAGAGUGAAUACCUCACUUAGACAUCUGGACCUGUCUUGGAAUUUUAUUGGUAGUGAAGGUGCAGAGUCAAUUGCAGAGACCAUCAGAGUUAAUGCUUCACUGACCAGCUUGGAGCUAAAAGGGAACAAUAUUGGUGAUCCUGGAGCCAACAAAGUUUCUGAAGCUCUUAAAGUCAAUGUUUCUCUGAAGGCCCUGGAUUUGUCAGGUAAUGCCAUUGGUGCUGCUGGAGCUGAGUCAAUUGCUGAGGCCCUUAAAAUUAAUGCUACUCUGACUUUUUUACACCUUAAUCAUAAUGUCAUUGGUGAUAAUGGAGCCCAAUCACUUUGUGAGGCUCUUAAGAAAAAUGCCACCUUGACCACCCUGCAUGUUUGUAACAACAAUAUCCAUUCAGCUGGUGCUCAAGCAUUUGAUGAGCUCCAAGGACAUAAUAACACCUUAAAGGAAGUAGCUAUGAUCAUGAACAAUAUUGGUGACCUAGGUGAUCAUGGGGAUCAAGAAUUUAAUGAAGUCCCCAUGGGAAGCUUGCCUUUUUUUCCUAUUUCAUGUGAUCUUUCACUGCGCUGUACUGAUCAAGGAAGCUUUGAUGUAUUUGUUUCUAAAGACACUUUGAUGCUACCUCAACAGUGA
Messenger RNA from Pocillopora meandrina, 4114 nucleotides. The record is from the annotation of a GenBank genome assembly. Lineage: Eukaryota; Metazoa; Cnidaria; Anthozoa; Scleractinia; Pocilloporidae.